CGCAGUUUGCCCGCAGCGGGGCGGCUGUUCCCACCCCGGACUCUCCCGUGGAGCGGAGCCCGGCAGAUGGGCGCCUGAGGAGCGAGAGCAGGGAAAUGGACUGCUAUUUGCGCCGCCUCAAACAGGAGCUGGUCCAUACUACCCACUUCAGGAUCUGCCUUAAUAGAAGAUGUCCAUGAAGGAAGUGGGUGAUGGCUUGCAGGAUCAGAUGAACUGCAUGAUGGGGGCACUGCAGGAACUGAAGCUCCUACAGGUGCAGACAGCACUGGAACGGCUGGAGAUCUCUGGAGGGGAUCCUGCCCUGGGCUGCCCUGAAAGCCCCCGGACUCAGCCUGAGCCCCCUCGAUGGGAGGGUGGCGGAGGUCCUGCCAGGCCUGUGGCCUGCUCCCCCUCCACCCAACCUUCUCUUGGCAGCAGCACCAAGUUUCCAUCCCAUCGGAAUGUGUGCGGGAGGGAUUGGGCCCCCCUUCCCAGGACACAGCUGCCGGAGCACCACAGCCGUGCCCAGCAGGGGCCAGAGCUGGUGGAACCCGAUGACUGGACCUCCACGCUGAUGUCCCGGGGCCGGAAUCGACAGCCCCUGGUGUUAGGUGACAACGUGUUUGCGGACCUGGUGGGCAACUGGCUGGAUUUGCCUGAACUGGAGAAGGGUGGGGAGAAGGGUGAGACUGGGGAAGCAGGUGGGCAGAAAAGAGAGAGGGGCCAGCCCCGGGAGCUGGGCCGCAGGUUUGCCCUAACAGCAAACAUCUUUAGGAAGUUCUUGCGUAGUGUGCGGCCCGACAGGGACCGGCUGCUGAAGGAGAAACCGGGCUGGGUGACCCCCACGGCCUCGGAGCCCCGAGCCGGGCGCUCGCAGAAGGUCAAGAAGCGGAGCCAUUCCAAGGGCUCUGGACAUGGCCCCUUCCCAGGCACCGCGGAGCCCAGACGAGGGGAAAAUCCUUCCACGAGUUGCCCCAAGGCCCUGGAACCCUCACCCUCUGGCUUUGACAUUAACACAGCUGUUUGGGUCUGAAUCCUAGAGACAGAAAGUUGACUGGACCCAAAAGGGCCAGGUCCCCGUGCUGGGCCCCUGGAAAGAAGGGUGGGCGGGCGGUCUGGCUUUCAACGCUAACUCCAAGUUCCUUUCCCCAGAAAGGAGGGAGAGGAAGCAGGAGUGUCCGCAGCAGGGCUGACGGCCACGGUUGGGAGGGGCCGUAGCAGGGGCUGUGGGGGAGGUGAGCGUUCCUGGACUGACUGUGUGUGUGUGUGUGUGUGUGUGUGUUGCUCACUUUGGGGCUGGAGGUGACAGCAGGAAAGCGAUACAGGGAGGAGAGCAGGAAACCCUUCUGACAUUCCUUCACUGUCCCCAAACACCUCAGUGGAACAUGCUGUAUGGGUUAGGGCACUGGGGCCUCAGACUCCCCAGACAGGCCCCCAGUAAGGACGUUGUCUCUGGUGUCCCCAGCCUUAUAACUGUUUGCUUCCGGGCAAGGCGCUGCUCCAGGCCCAGGUAUUAAACCCCGGCCUCCUGGGAGUCCGAGCCAUUCCCACCCCCACCCCUUCCUGCUGCCUCUGCCUUCUCAGCCCAUGCCUGGGUCUUGAGAAAUGGGCUGAAUGAGAGCCUGCCUGUAAGUGUGCUUGGGGAAGUCCCAGAUGCUCCUCUUGUCUUUCCAAAAGCACAGGAGAGGAAAGAGACUGUUUGUACAGCACUUCACAUGUUGGAAAGCCUUUUCACAUCCAUUAUCUCAUUAGUAAAGGGGCAAGUAUUAUCCCAUUUUCCAGAAGAGGAAGUAAGCCUCCAUGUGCUGCUACCUGUCCAAGAUUGCACCCCAGGCAGGAGGCAGACCAGUGCAGGGCUGACGGAAGAGCAGAAGCUGGGCCCUGGAGCCACACACAGUCCCCCCCGCAACACCGUCUCCAGCCCGGAACGCCACACGGGACACAGGAACACCAGCGAGGCCAAGGCGAGCCCAGAAAAAAUAUGCACUCCUUUUAAAAUUCCUAGCUCCAUCCCGCGGUCUCCCCAAAGACUAGGCGCAUGCAGCCUUUGGCCUCAUCUUCCCGCCUCCCGCAGGACCAGCCUCCCGCAGGACCAGCCGAGGAGGAGGAGGAAGGGCCGGGGCAGCAGCUCAGCUCCGGCGGGGGCUGGCUGCACGGGCGGCACCUAAAGCUUCCUAAAGCCGCGCUGUGCACGUGGCCUGGAGCGAGACACCACGCAGCUCCCGGCGCCUCAGCGCCCCCCUUGAAACUGCCGUCCCUCCCACUCGGGCAGGGAACGCCCACUGGCCGGGAAAACACAAUGUGGGUCCCUGUUUGGGCCGAGCCAGCCCGGGAAGGCACUCCCUCUCUCCUCCUCUCUCCACCUCCUGGCUGAUCUCCCCUCUGCUUGAUGGGGGGUGACAGCUGCAAUUAGAGGCAAGACGCCUUCCUGCCCUCAAAGCAUUAAUAGCAAAUUGGAGAAGAAAAAUAACAAGAAGGCUCUUCCUGCAUCCUGGACCCCCAGGGGGCGAGGAUGGGGGGGUGCUUAGAGUGAGCAGCUCGCGACAGCUGGAGUUGGGGGUGGUUAGGGUCACUCAAAUCCCCACACAAUGAAAUGGUAGAUGUUUAGUUUGGGAUGGUGGAAGCUACAAGAGGAAAGACACUAAUUUUUUUUUUUUUUUUUUUGAGCAUUUGCUCUUUCCAGGCAGUGUACACAUGUCUGUCAAACUUCCAAAUGACCCUACAAGGUACUGUCCUCCCAGGAAAUCAGUAAAGGCUCUUAGGGGUCCUGUAAAUUGCCCAGAUCAGGCUAUCAGUAAAAGAAAGAACCAGGAUUACAAACGGGGGGGUUGUGUGGCUGCUGAAUCCUGAGAGGAGGGAGCCAUGGGGCGCUGGGUGGUGGCAAAUCCGUCCAGCAGUUAUUCAAGAAGGCACCAGCUUCGAGUAGGGAAUGAUUCUACAGGAAACCAAGUUGCCUCUUGGCCAUUCACCUGCAUCUCAUCUGUUUUGUGGACUGGUCACAGCAAUUCAGGCCAAUCGAACAAAACUUUAUGAACACCUGCCAGUGCCAGGCAUUGCAAUAGGAACUAAGCACAGAGCAAUGGGAAGGACCCAGUUUCUGACUCAAAGGGUCCAGUGGGAAGAAAGAAGCAACUCUUAACCCAUCACUUAACCAAAAGGGAUUCAAGGGAAUGAAAACUCAUUUUAACCUGGGCCAGACAAACAAUUAGGAAGUGACAUUUGCUGCCAGGAUAGUUCACAGGUGUCACCUUUGUGUUCUUAUUUCCUCCUCACCACACUCUGGGAGUAGCUGCUGUUACUCUUGUAUUACAUGGAGAGGCUCAGAGAGGUUAAGUAACUUGCCCAGGGUCCUAGUGACAGAGCUGGGAUUGAAGCAGUUCCAAUUGACUUCCAGUCUUGUGCUUUUCACACUAGCCCGCAAAUUGUCCAUCUCUGCCCCAAAGCCAAGUCAAGAGGAACAACAACAAACCUGUCCUCCCAUGUUAUCUGAGCCCCUGUGUGGCUAAUACACGGAAGGCUGCCUGUCCGGUGGCAGAAUUCUGCCUGGGUCUGGACGGAGCUGAUGUAAUGCCCCAUCCACUACGUCAUGCUUUGUUAGUGAAAGAUGAUGGUCAAUUCAUUUCCCCCCCAUAAUUUUUCCUUUUCCCUCCUGGGCUCCUGCCACGACAAUGACAGAAGCUGUAUUUUACUGAAGCUGAGGGGAGAGGUGAAUGGGAAGGCCUGGGGCCUAAGUGAAGCAGGAAAGUGUGGGGUGGGGAGCAAUGUGAUGAGGGGGAGGCAGUGGAAGCAAGCGGAGGGAAAUCGACAGCUUAAUUCCGCCCCUGGGGCUCAUUUUAUGGUUAAUUAGGACAUGCAAAUAAGCUGGAAGCUCAUUUAAUACCCUCCCUGGCAUGGGGCCCUGCCUCACACCUGGCCCACUUCCCUAGCAGGUACAAGGGCCCCCGAUUGGCUCAGGCAUCUUCCUAGGGCUCCACCUGCUUCUUUGUGGCCCUGUGGCCAGAGUGUGUCUAUAGAUGUCCCUGGGACCGUAAGCAGGAGCUAGAAGAGUCCCUGCUGGGUGUGGCCAGCCGCCUGCCUGGUCUCCUUCCUUUCUCUUUCCAACCCUGAGACCUGGGACCCCUCUUUCCCAGAGGGCACAGGGCCCCUCUCCCUCCAGUGCUCCCCUUGCACUUCACCACACAGGUUGAGCUCUGAACCCAAGCCUGAGGCGUAGAGACCUGGUUCAGCUCUGUUCCCACCACAGCCCCCUGCUCCUCAGAGCCCUGCUGGGGAGGGGGCUCCUCCAUCUUUCCCAACACACACUAACCUUUCCCACAGCGCCUCCCUAAAAGCAAAAGCACAGCCUGUCUCUGGGGAGCAGGGGCCUGCCUCCAGCUUUCAAGCCACCCCCGGUGACCUCCCACCCAGGGCAUUAGACACUUCUGCCAGCACCAUGGCAUGAGCACUGGAUUUGGAGUCGAGAUUGGAGACCCAUUUCUGUCACUGUGUAAGUGUGAGCAUGUUGCUUGGCCUCUCUGAGCCUCGUCUUUCUCGUCUGUGAAAUGGGAAUAAAGCAGAGCUGCUGCGAGGUUUAAUGGACAUAAUGCACCUAAGGGUCAAGCACUCAACCUAGAACAGCAGAAGCUCAAUUUAUAUUGGACUGCCUGCCCCUUGGUUCAGGUGCUAACCAUGUGACCCGGGGCAAAAAUGCUA
Messenger RNA from Equus quagga, 4671 nucleotides. RefSeq names its product inka box actin regulator 2 (gene INKA2). Gene Ontology annotation, cellular component: nucleus. Gene Ontology annotation, molecular function: protein serine/threonine kinase inhibitor activity; protein kinase binding. The transcript has 3 exons. The coding region runs from base 170 to 1012 and encodes 280 amino acids. NCBI's taxonomy places the organism in Eukaryota, Metazoa, Chordata, Mammalia, Perissodactyla, Equidae. The record is from RefSeq and is a predicted model, not a curated record.